Messenger RNA from Populus trichocarpa (black cottonwood), 2338 nucleotides. RefSeq names its product NDR1/HIN1-like protein 6. The transcript has 2 exons. The coding region runs from base 1240 to 2010 and encodes 256 amino acids. The record is from RefSeq and is a predicted model, not a curated record. NCBI's taxonomy places the organism in Eukaryota, Viridiplantae, Streptophyta, Magnoliopsida, Malpighiales, Salicaceae. Gene Ontology annotation, cellular component: plasma membrane.
GUCUUAAUAUUAAGAUUUUGGUUGAAAAAAAACAUAAACAUCAAUCCAUGUAUGUACAUUUUACCCCAGAGAUAGUUUCAAUUCAUGCUUACUAUACACUGAAUAAACAUGGUACCUUGUUUGUCAACGGUCAAAAUAGGAAGCUUAAUGCACAAAUUCAUUGCCUAUUUAACAUCGAAGACUAGGUUCUGAGUCCCUGUAAAUAUAGUAAUUCAUGUACGGCUGCCAAGAAACGAAAACUGGUAAUAAAUUAACAAACGUAAACCCUUUUUCUAGGUCUAUAUAUUAGUACACUUACCCCCAAGAAUCAAGAUCUUGUCUGCUGUUUCCUCUGUUUAUACAGGCAUGAACACCACCACCACCCUUGUCCAUGACACCAUAACAAAAACUUUUAGCAGUGGAUUAAAGGGUUAUCAGCCAUUGGAUCGUUAUGAUGCUCUGCAUGGAGAUGAUCCUCAUGACAUGGGGUAUAGAAGUGCAAGGGCUAAGAAAAGACAGGUUUUUCUGAAGUCUUACAGGUUAGCAUCAAGAACCGAAUUGAGAAGAAGAAGGUCAAGAUCGUUGAAGCUGAAGAAGGUGGUGGUUAAGGUUAGGAUGGCUGUGUUAUCAGCUGUUUCGUUUAUGAGGGGAAAUGCUUUAAAAUCUUGUAAUUCUAAAUCAUCAAUCUCUGCUUCCUCUCCUAUGCAACUCAGCAAGUCAAGUGUGCAAAAUUCCUGGAGUAGUCUGCAACACCAAGAGAAUUUUUUUCGCUAUGUAGAUUGGAGUUGGACUUUCCAAACUGUCAUUUCUUUUGGGUGGUUUGAAAAUCAUAAGUGUUGGCUAUAGUUGUAUAUAGGAUGAUCAUUUACCAUUUAGGACUGUAUUGACAGACUGCAAUUUGUCAUUGGUAGCUACCAUUUGUUAUGAGUAACUGAUUUUGUCUAUGUAAGCCAAUCUUUUUACACAACGAUAUGGCAAAGAAUUGUUAGAUUUUCCUAAAUUAGCUCCUCCUUGGAUGGUCUUAACAAAUAUCAGCUGCAACCCCAGAUAGUUUGUGCUAAAAAUAGAGAAAUAGAGAGUUGUGUAACAACCAUGCCAAUUACUAUCAUCCUCCAAUCCAUGCCCUCACAUUAUAUAACAAUAACCUAAACCAGUGGAGCAAAAUUCUCCAAAAAGGUCCCCUGUCUCCUCUCUACCUCCAAGUUCAAGAUUCUUAGACGUGAAGGGAAAGGGCUUUUCUUUCUUCUUCUCCUAUCUUGUAUGGACUAUGCUCAGCGCAGGGUGCAUCCAUCUGAUGUUGAGGCAGCAAUGGAAACUGCCCCUGCAUACCCAUCAAAAUAUGUUAUGCUCAACAAUAGUAAUUCUUCAAGCGUAAGGCCUCCUCCUCAAAGGCGUAACAUUCCUAGGUACCAUUCAAACCAUCAUCAUUCUCAUGGACAUUGUUGUUUAAAAUGUGUAUGCUGUUGCUUUUGCUUCUCGAUUGUUGUGAUUAUCGUUCUUGCUAGCCUUCUUUCCGUUCUUUACGUAACACUAGACCCCAAAAUGCCUCAAUAUAAUAUCGAAAGUUUUGAGGUCAAUGCUUUCAACAUGGCUCCGGAUUUUAGCCUCUAUACCGAAUUUGUUGUCGUCGUGAAAGCUAACAAUCCUAAUAAAGAGAUUGCUUUCACCUAUGGCAAGGACAGCUCGGUCGUUGUAGCCUAUUCAGAUUCAACUCUUUGUUCUGGCAAGCUUCCUGCCUUUCACCAACCGUUCGAGAACACAACGAUGAUCCGUGUUGUUUUGACAGGAAAAAGCGAGUUCGGUUCAGGACUUCAAGAAGCUCUAAUGGACAACAGGGAAACAGGAAGGAUCCCUUUACUUGUAAUCGUAAAGGCACCUAUUUCUGUGAUGGUUAAAAGUCUUGCAUUGAGACAGGUUAUGGUUAAUGUCAACUGUUCUUUGGUUGUUGACAACUUGGCACCCAACAAAAGGGUUCGGAUUCUAUCAAGUACAUAUACCUAUGCCUUCGAAGGUAUUACGCUCAAAAUAUGACCCUUAUAUUUUUAUUUUCCUCUUCUUCAUUAGCAUCAUCAAUUCCGGAUGGAAGGGAAAGGAGAAGCAGAGUUGGCUAAUAGCAUCCAUGCCAUUUGCUUCCUCUCUCAGAGAUGAAAUCAGAAGAGUUUGUUCUGCAGGCUAUAUUGUGUAGAUUGCUGAUUAUAAAACAAGUGUAUGUUAUGCAGCUUUAGCUUGUGCUGUGUAGGCUUCUGUUGGAAUUUAUACGUAACUUUAUGUAGCAGUAUUGUAAUUCUGUAAUGUAUAUUUCACCCUGAACUUGUUAUUAUUUGCACAAAUUUAGAAAGCUUAUUCCAUGUUCAGCUCA